Messenger RNA from Cimex lectularius (bed bug), 2089 nucleotides. Its product is annotated as heparan-alpha-glucosaminide N-acetyltransferase-like. The transcript is spliced from 12 exons. The coding region runs from base 237 to 1946 and encodes 569 amino acids. The record is from RefSeq and is a predicted model, not a curated record. Lineage: Eukaryota; Metazoa; Arthropoda; Insecta; Hemiptera; Cimicidae.
UGUGCUCUGUGUCUAGUGAGAGAAGCACAAUUUUUGGGUGGAAUAUUGUUUAUAUUUUCUUUUUUAAAUGAACGUUUCAUGUUAGUUUAAUGUUCUAUGCUUCCGGUCUUUGUUUCGAACGUUUUACAACACUUUUCAAAGCGCAGUACCAGCUAAUAAGCUAGAUGUCACAGCAUAAAAUACAACAUAUUUUAAUAUGCGUUUUAUAUAGUAUCGCCUAAAAUAUAUCCGACAAGAUGGGUUAUGCGUAUUGUGAUAAUAAGUUAUUAAAGUAUGACGAGGCGUGUUUGACAGUGAAUAAUUUUCAAACGAACAUUAUUAAGUUAUCUAACGUCAGUUUGGAAUGUUACGAGUGUUUGCCGCAGCUUUUCCAGCACAUCGUUCCCACCUCGUCCAAAUCUAUUAUUUAUUCGACAAGACAUCCAACCGUUUUUAGUUUAAUAGGCAAAAAUAUAAAUUUCAAUACAAUUUUCACGUUUGAACAGCAUGGCCAUUACGGGCUCAAUGUUUCGAAAAAUGUUGACUACUAUGUGAUAACUCCUCCUCCUGAAAAUGUUUAUAAACCGCUGUGGAGUGCUGGUAUUUUACUACUCGUCAUAUUUUUAUUAUACGUGAUAGGCGCUUGUAAAUCGUUUUAUUCUCGCCUUUACUCCAUGAUAGUCCGGCCGAGCGUUAUUAUAAGAGAUGCUGAAAAUGACUUGGGAGUUUCAAGAAUGUUCGACUCAACCCCGCUUAUUAGCACGUCUUCAAUUCCGGAAAGUAGUAACAGACGAAACGCUUCCGUGGAUACGUUCAGAGGCAUUACUAUAGUCCUGAUGCUUUUUGUCAAUUAUGGUGGAGGCAAAUAUUGGAUAUUUCAACAUGCUGAAUGGAAUGGGAUGACUAUUGCCGAUUUAAUUUUCCCAUGGUUCGCCUGGAUCAUGGGCGUUAGCAUCGUUUUGUCUAUAUCCAGUCAACUGAGACGGACGGUGCCCCGAUCGGCAAUCUUUAGCAAAGUUCUUCUCAGAAGCUUAUUGCUAAUUGUUAUCGGGCUUGCACUGAAUUCUUUCAAUAAUAACAACGUGAACAAAUUGCGAUUUCCGGGCGUUUUACAGAGACUUGGACUGUCUUAUUUUAUAGUUGCUUCUCUUGAGACGAUGUUUUUACAAGCGCAGAAUUACAAUUUGACAAGUCGAUUGAGUCAUAUCAACGAUAUAAUAAAUGGCUGGGUACAAUGGGUCUUCAUCAUGACGCUUGUCGGUAUUCACAGCUACAUUACAUUUAACGUUGAAGUGCCUAAUUGCCCCAAGGGUUACCUUGGACCGGGAGGACUUCACGAUAACAAAAUCGCUAUGAACUGUACUGGUGGAGUAGCAGGAUAUAUCGAUAGGAUGCUUUUUGGGACACAGCACUUAUAUCAACAUCCGACUCUUGCGAAAGUUUAUUUUACCCAUCAGCCCUUUGAUCCAGAAGGACUUUUAGGAACUUUAAACAUGGCAUUUACUGUAUUCCUUGGAACAAUUGCUGGUAAAAUUUUAUUAUAUUUUGGCAACCAAAUAACAGGACCUCCAGUAAGGUGGAUGGCAUUAUCAGCAUUGUGUGGUUCUUUUGCACUGAUACUUUCAAAUGCUUCGAAGGAAGGCGGUGUCAUUCCAAUUAAUAAAAACCUAUGGUCUCUUUCUUUUGUAUUCGCCACGUCCUGCCUUGCGUUCUUCACUCUCUGUAUUCUUUACAUGAUAGUCGAUUAUUUUAAAAAUUGGAACGGCUCGCCAUUUAUUCAAGCGGGGAAGAACUCUAUUCUUUUGUACAUCGGGUCCGAAGUGACGAAAAGAAGCAUACCGUGGAACUGGACCCCAAUUUCAAUGUUGGAUCACUCGGCAAUUUUAUACAUGAAUAUUUGGUCGACGGCAUUAUGGAUUCUUAUCGCUAUUUUUCUCAACAACAAUAACAUUUACUUAACUAUAUAAAUGUUAUUUAGUGUCACAGGUUGUUCAUUUCGUACAUAUAUGAAAUGUUAUACUAUUGAACUGUACUAUUUUUGAUUUAAUUAUUUAUAUAUAAAUAAUACUUUUUUUUUAAAAUUGUAGUAUGAAGAGAAAUAGUUAUGUUA